AUGAAGAGCGAGUUAAUAAAUGAAGCACUUCAGCUGUUACGAGAGGAAAGUAUUAACAAAAUGUUCCGCCCACGGGUGCUUGAUCUGGCAUGUGGAAAAGGUGGAGAUCUCAGGAAAUGGAAAAUAGCUAAUGUGGACAGCGUCGUUAUGGCUGGUGGUUCGAUUGAAUCGGACAAGAGAGGUUACGAUGAGAUGGCUCAACGUGAGCGAAAUGGCUUAUUCCCGGUUGAAUUUCUUCAUGUUGAUUGUUGUAAGGAAAAUCUCAAAGAAAAGAUAACUGGUUCACCAGAAUUCGAUUGUCAGAUGCCAAUUCGCACGCAUUACUCGUUCUUAUCGAUGAGUAAUCAGCUCGUAUCUUUCUACGUAAUGCGACAGAAACCUUACGACGACCAGGUCUCCUGA
Messenger RNA from Ostertagia ostertagi, 402 nucleotides. The record is from the annotation of a GenBank genome assembly. NCBI's taxonomy places the organism in Eukaryota, Metazoa, Nematoda, Chromadorea, Rhabditida, Trichostrongylidae.